Molecule: messenger RNA, 1686 nt
Organism: Dracunculus medinensis (Guinea worm)
Lineage: Eukaryota; Metazoa; Nematoda; Chromadorea; Rhabditida; Dracunculidae
Source: the annotation of a GenBank genome assembly
AUGGGGCUGCCUAAUACGCCAACUCGUACAUGGGGCCGUAUUAUAUUACCAAGUUCAUUAAAAAUAUCAGUGGCCAAGGCGAGGAAAAAAACUAUGCAAAACGAUGCUUUUGGAUUUACUGAUUGGCCGGAAAUUAAAUUUCUAACUGAUAGUCGAUUUGAGUUGGUUAUUACAAAUACUUCCUUAGACGAACGAAAACCGAGUAUUAAUGAUGAAGGGCUUCAAGCGGUUUUAUUUAGAAAGAAUUCGCCUUUGAAUUUCUUGGACUUAACUUGCGUUGGUUUAUCCAAGCUUUACUGUCAUGUGAUGAAUUUGCAAAACUUGACAAAUCUCGUAUUGCGCUCAAAUUCUCUCGUUAAUAUUCCGGAUGAAAUCACUGAUAUAAAAUCAUUGAAAUUACUAGAUUUAUCUCACAAUGCUAUUACAAAUUUGCCAUCCGCUAUGGGAAAUUUGAUAAAUUUGUGUUCGGUCAAUUUGUCGAAUAAUAAAGUUGUUUUCACGAAUCUUCGAUCACUGCAAAUUCUUGAUGUAUCAUAUAAUAAUCUCGAAGAAUUUCCCUCAACAUUACCUCAUAAUACAGCAAAAAUUUUGCUUUUCAACUCAAAUUGUAUUAAUAAACUUCCUGAAGAAAUCAGUUAUCUUUCUGAUCAACUGAGAACUUUGAAUUUAUCGUCUAACAAACUUAGGGACCUUCCCAUCGCUCUUUCUUCUUUAAAUAAAUUGAAGGACCUUGACUUGACUGAAAAUAAGUUCGUCGAUAAACGUUUUGAAAAAUUGGCUUGUGAUAAGAGGCACACAGCUUCUGCAUUAAUACAAUAUCUGAAAAAGAAAGAGCACGUUAUUUCAAAACUCCAUAAAAAGAAGGAAAUAAAAAAUACUGAAUCUCCUUCUUCUGAAGCUGAAGGCAAACUAAACUGUUCUAGUAAGAUAAUGGAAAGCAGCGAGAAAUUUCUGGUUGCAGGAUUGUGUGGUUCGGAUGUCGUAUGCAUUUUUUUAUAUGUUGAAAAAAGCGCAAAUGUGACAGAAAUUUGGCCACAUAUAUUAUGUUGUGCUGUUGGAAAUAUUUUCUUGGAUCAGGAAAAGCUAAAGAAUUUUUUUAAACUACAGAAAAAUCUACAUAAUACGGACUGUGGUCGGAGAACAAGAGCAUAUAUCGAUUUGCAUGAUUUCAAUAAAAUUUCAUUACCUCUCAGAUAUACAGCACUUUCACCAAGCAAUUUACGUAUAGUUCCUUUCAAAAAGCAGAAUGUUCUACCUGGCAACGAACUCAUUGCCGUCCUAAAAGCGGAAGCAAAUGAGUUCCGAAGAAAAAAUAAAAAAAAAAAUUUUUCUGCUGAUUAUAGGUAUCUCCAUACUGUCGAUCUUUUUUCAAUGUAUCCAUCUUUAAUUGAUUCAAAUAAUCAACUUACAACAGAGGCACGAAAAAUUUUGAUUUGUGUAACCAGCGUGGAAAGUUUAAGUUUGUGUACAAAUGUUAUGGUAAAACUAUUGGAAUUUCUGACUAUCAGUAACCAUGACUGUUCUUCCUUGAUCGUGGAACAAGUGAAGGUAUACCAGGCCAAUCAUGAACUUAUCGCCGCAUUUCCCGAUGAAAAAACAAAUAAAUUGUCUCCUAUGGUAGAAAUAAAGUGGGAAAAUUUGAAGCAUUUUGAAGAAUCGAUGGAGACGGUUCUACCUAUUUGUUAA